UGUUGGUUUUCGUUUGACAGCAAGUGAAGUUCUUGGGAGUCUCCUAUGCUGCGGCUGUUUCGGCCUUCAGACAGUUUAUUUUCGGCUUCAUUCCGACCGGUCUCAUUGGAUUUUAAUCUAAGGAUGGAAUAAGAAGUCAUUAUGGUGGUGAAUUCGGUGCACUGGUUUCGCAAAGGGCUGCGGUUGCAUGAUAAUCCGGCGUUGCAGGAGGCCCUGAAUGGAGCGGACACAGUGCGCUGUGUUUAUAUCCUAGACCCGUGGUUCGCUGGAGCCGCCAACGUGGGAAUCAACCGAUGGAGGUUUCUGCUGGAGGCUCUGGAGGAUCUGGACAACAGUCUGAGGAAACUCAACUCCAGAUUGUUUGUAGUCAGAGGACAACCUACCGAUGUUUUCCCAAGACUCUUAAAGGAAUGGAAAGUGACCAGGUUGACGUUUGAAUAUGACCCAGAGCCUUAUGGGAAAGAAAGGGAUGGCGCCAUCAUCAAGAUGGCUCAAGAGUUUGGAGUGGAGACCAUUGUCAGAAACUCGCACACCCUCUACAACCUGGACAGGAUAAUAGAGAUGAACAACAACAGUCCUCCUCUGACCUUUAAGCGGUUUCAGACCAUUGUGAGCAGACUGGAGUUACCCAGGAGACCUCUGCCUCCCAUCAACCAGCAGCAGAUGGACAAAUGCCCCACUAAGAUCUCUGACAACCAUGACCAGCUUUACAGUAUACCUUCACUGGAAGAACUGGGUUUCAGGACGGAGGGUUUGUCUCCAGCGAUCUGGCGUGGAGGCGAGUCAGAGGCCUUAGACAGACUUAACAAACAUCUGGACAAAAAGGUAUGGGUGGCCAAUUUUGAGCACCCUCGGCCAAACAUGUGCUCUCUCUAUGCCAGCCCUACUGGCCUCAGCCCCUACCUGCGCUUUGGCUGUUUGUCCUGCAGGGUUUUGUACUACAACCUCAGAGAGCUCUAUAUGAAGCUGCGGAAGCGUUGCAGUCCUCCUCUGUCGCUGUUUGGCCAGUUAUUAUGGAGGGAGUUCUUCUACACGGCUGCCACAAACAACCCCAACUUUGACCGCAUGGACGGAAACCCCAUCUGUGUGCAGAUUCCAUGGGACCAGAACCCAGAGGCACUGGCCAAGUGGGCUGAGGGUCGCACUGGUUUCCCUUGGAUUGACGCUAUCAUGACCCAGCUGAGACAGGAGGGCUGGAUCCACCACCUGGCCCGACACGCUGUGGCCUGUUUUCUCACCAGGGGAGACCUGUGGCUCAGCUGGGAGAGCGGCAUGAAGGUGUUUGAGGAGCUGCUGCUUGAUGCAGACUGGAGUGUAAAUGCUGGCAGCUGGAUGUGGCUGUCCUGCAGUGCCUUCUUCCAGCAGUUCUUCCACUGCUAUUGUCCUGUGGGCUUUGGAAGGAGAACAGACCCGUCAGGAGACUACAUCAGGCAUUACAUCCCUAUUUUGAAGGACUACCCAAACCGGUACAUCUAUGAGCCGUGGAACGCCCCAGAGUCAGUGCAGAAGGCAGCAAACUGUGUGGUUGGGGUGGAUUACCCAAAACCUAUUAUCAACCACGCAGAGGUCAGCAGGCUCAACAUCGAGAGAAUGAAACAAGUUUACCAGCAACUUUCCCAUUACCGAGGACUCAGUCUACUAGCAUCAGUACCUACAAUCCAAGAGGAGGCAGAGCCACCAAUGACGGAUGAGUCUCAGACGAGUAGUGGCCCUGACUCUCCUCCCAGAGGUCCCGCUGACAGUGAAGCAGCCGGCUGCUCUACAGCUCCGGAUUCCUCCACAGUCUGUGCCUCCUCCUCCUACACCCCUAUGCAUGAGGACACAGCGGACUUCAAGAACCAGACUCCCUGCACCUCCUCCAACACAAAUCCUUCAGCAGCCAUAACAUCCACAUCAACAUUUAUGUCUACCAGCCUUCCUCCUUCCACCGCAACUCCUCCCUCCCCAGCUCAGAGUCCUCUGUCCAGGUCUAAACCCUCCACCCCUUCCUCCUCAUGUCCCUCCCUACCCCCAUCCCCCAGCCCAGCCACAACCCCAAAUCAGACCCCCUCUUCUCUGGGGCCGAAGAGAAAAGGCCCGGGCCGAAAAGUCCGGCGCAGCCAGAGGCAACGUGGGAGACAGAGCUGCACAGCAGCAGCUGUCAGGGAGGGAGAGAGGAGGUCAGAGGAGGAGAGGGAGGAAGCAGGGGAAGAGAGGAUGGAGGAGGACGUAGAGCAAGGGGAGGAGAAAAUGGAGGAGGAAACCUGUGGAGAAACAGCCAGACAUCAGCAGUGAUUUGAAGUUGGGUUCAAGAAAAUAAUCUUCAAAUAUCCAUCCCCGAACAACUGGACUCGCAAAGAGAAACAAGAACGGAUGUGUGGACAACAUGAAUAUAUAUUAGCCGCAUGCAUUCAACACAAGUGGACGCACCACAAAAUAUUUCACAUAUAUAUCCCACCAUCAGGAACAUAGAAAUACUUGGCAGACAUUUCAAUAAGAAUCACUCCUGGAAAAUAAAUUACAGAAUUACUGUAAAUGAUUUAAAACUUAUUCCAACAUGAAGAAUUUGAGAUGGCCAUUCUCUUGAGAAGCAUUCACAAUGGGCAGUUUUCUCUUGUACAUUUUCAUACUGCAGUUCUUACACGUCAUAUUAGCCAUCAGCAGAAGCACCUCUUCCUCAUCCUCCUGAAUGUCCUUCUGCUGUAACAAACAGUGCAGGAGUCUAAGUGUCACCUGUCCAACCACCCGUCCUGACUCGACACAACUCUCUCAUCAGGCUCAGCUGAUUUAUGUACAAAAGUAACUCAAGGUUGUUUUGUAAAGCUGCAUAUUUUGACAUUUUUGCAGUAUUGAUUUUACACAAAUGUGGUUCAUGAGAUUUGGUUUGCUGGUUUAUAAGUUGUGGAUUAUAUCAGGACCCCGGAGAGAUGGUCUGAAUCUGCAUCUUAGACCCUGUUUACAUCUUGUAUUAACACUCAUGCUGGACAUUAUGAUGCCAGGAAGUAACCCUCAAUGCAAGGUGUGGACACACCUCAGUGAGUACUAACAACAGUUGAAUGUCUGAUUGCUCAGGCUGCAUAUGGAGGUGGUUUGGGAUCUCUCCAUCCAGAUUGGUUUGGUAGUGUAGAUGCUCAUGUGUACCGGCAUUUAAGACCACCCUGUCAAUUGAUGUGAUCGGUUAUCCGUUUCUUUCUACCAGCACCCUAACCAGUGUAUUUUAGUUUCCUUUAAGUUACAUGUUUUUGACAAGAUGAGGAAGAAAAGCUGUUGAAAGAGGCACUUGUACUCUCAGCGCAUUGCUAGGUAUCCCAGUAUGCAGAGUGCAUUAAAGCCACUGGUAGUACAAAUAAGUGGCGGUAAGCUAAGAGGCUAGCACUGUCUCAGCUUUGUCCCUCAUUUUGUUAUAAACAUUGAUCCAAAAAUAACAGGAAAAUCUUGUGUAGUAAAUAGACAUUGUUUGGUGCUUUUUAGAUUAAAAUGACUCCUCAGUUCAAGACAGGUGACCAGUGAAGCUAGAUGUAAGCAAAUAAGCACACCAGAUAGACUGUAUCACAUAUGACUCUCAUCCAUCUGGGCGACUGCCCUUAGUCUGAGUUUGGGAAGGCCAAAAUCUUUGAAGAUGAUUAGGCAAAUGUCCUGUCUUUUAAAUUCUUUACAGAGCAAUCAGAGCGAUGAAACAUAUGACAGUAUUUAUACGCAGCUCUAGAGUGAACUUGAUAAGGUAGCUGCUAUUGUUGUCUACUGUUACUAAAGCAAGUUGAUGAAAUAGACUCAAGCCAAAGCUGGUCAAGAGUAGAGCAAAAACAUCUUUUCCACCUGGAAAAGCUUUGGUGGUCCAGGUAUGAUAAACACUGUAGCUGUACUAUAGCUACAUCAAAGCCAAUUGCUAUGCUGGUCAGAAUUGUUCACAGGCUUGCAGAACGAGGAAACCCUGCCUGUAACUAUUGCUGCAUUCUCCUCGAAUGUGUUGAUUGAUCCACAGACCAAGCUUAAUCAUUUCAGCUUUGCGAGAUAGAUCUGCUUCAUGACAGACAUGGAAUCUGGCCAAUCAGUUAGCUUUGUAAGGUUAACAGUAAGCCUUGGAGCCAUGGAAUUGCAAAGUCCUAAUGCACUGAAAUGCAUUUUACUUGGUAUCUGAUUCCCCUGUACAGAUGUUAAUGCAAAAUGCAAACAGGGUCAUAGAGAGGCCAAAAACUGUUCAUUGUGUUAAAGGACAACAGCAACACUUCUGCAGUUUCAGACAGAGUAACUGACUUCACUUUUCUGUUCAAUGUACAGUUGGGUACAUUUCUGGCGGACAUUUAUUUCUACUCUGAUUGGAAAACUGUGAUGAUGUGUUAAAGAAAAAAAAGCCAAAUUAUGGCGCAAGGGAUAAAGCGGGUAUUUCUGUUCAUGUGGCACAGAUGAUAUGGAACCACAUAAAAAAAAUGCAAAAACACUAAAAAAUAUGAUUUAAACUCUACAUUUUAAUAUGUAAAUGAAUGUUUUGGAAAUAACUGAUAUUUUUGCUAGCAGAAAUGAAGAUGUUACUUAGUGAAAGGACAAAUAACAUUUUUAUAUUCUGCCAUCCUGAGUCCUGAAUCCCCUGUUUGUUUUUGGAGCGUCACUAUGAGAGUAUAGCAAAUUGCUAUAAUAGACAAUGUAAAUUAUUAAAGGCUAAGGCGAGACCUUCUAUAUGAACAGCUUUAACAAGAAUACAAAACACAAAGGUGUUUACAUUUGCCACACUUUUCACCGGCAAGCGGAAACACUGCUUGUGUGAAAUGAAUGUAGAGAAAAAAACUAGUGUGUUGUUCUCCCCAUAUAUUUAUCAGUUUGUAUAUAAAAUAUGUUUAAACUGUCUGUUUUACUAACAGUCUGAUAAAGGGGGUUUCACAAAGGCUCAUGUUGUUUCUGCCUGCAUAUUUUGUACCAGAAGCAUCCACUAGAGGGUGGUACAUACUACAAAUUCAGCACAUGGUCAAUGAAUGUUAAAUAUAGUAAAAUCUAAAGUUGCUGGUCUUUUUCAUUGACUUAUAAUUAAAGAAAUCACAAAAUAUGAAUUAAUGCAUCUCAUUGUCUUCUAAAUAUACAUUCUGUUUCUCUCCUUUGUUUACAUUAGCAAAUAAUGUUGAUUUUAAUAAAUUCUAGUAGUCUUAAUGUUUUUACUCAGAAAUGAAUCAACACUCCUGUAAGAUUAAAAACAUGGAUGAUGAGAUCAACAACGUGAGGUGACUGAAACAACCAUGCAUUAUUUUACUUUUAAAGGACUUUUUAAUUGGUCAGAGGUUUUUUUAAGUGACAAUCAGUGUGGUUGUCUCAUCCUCACAUUUUUAUAAUUUUGUCUUGAAUCCUGUGCAGAAGUAUCAAGCCAUAAAGUAGCAGUAGGACUUUGUGAAACCCCCUCGAUAUUGCCUGGAUGGGUUGAAGUUUCCCUUCGGGGGGAACAGAGAAUGUAAAGAGACAAAGCUUUCAGUCCGUAUAAGUGUUGUACUAUUGGUGUUAAAGACAAGUUGGCACUGUUAGCUGUUUGAAAUCUAAAGAGCUAAAAGAUAAAUCGGACAGUUCAGCCCCUCAGGCUCUCAGUUGUUUUAACUACAAGUAAGAUAAAAGCUCACAGUUCCCACUUUUCCUGAAUGCAACGCAGGCCUUGAUCUUGUGUUUUGCUGCACAUUCCAGCUAACAACAGUACAACACUGCAGGGGCCGGAGCUCUGUCUGAGAACUGUGGGCUGAAUGGAUAUUUAUUUGUUUUGUAUUAUACAAAAAAGAAGAGUUUAUUUUCAUUAAAACUGCUGAAG
Molecule: messenger RNA, 5758 nt
Organism: Cheilinus undulatus (humphead wrasse)
Lineage: Eukaryota; Metazoa; Chordata; Actinopteri; Labriformes; Labridae
Gene: cry2
Product: cryptochrome circadian regulator 2
Exons: 13
Coding region: 142-2274 (710 amino acids)
Biological process (GO): negative regulation of DNA-templated transcription; circadian regulation of gene expression; entrainment of circadian clock by photoperiod
Cellular component (GO): cytoplasm; nucleus
Molecular function (GO): DNA binding; FAD binding
Source: RefSeq, a predicted model, not a curated record